UUUUACUCUGUAUCAGGGCUGAUUCAUAAACUCUAGUACUAGUGAAUUUCUCUGUAUAAUUUUAUCUAUAUGGUAAUACUAAAACCUGAUUACCAUGAUUUGAAAUGGUUUGUCGUGUCUGGUCAUUUUUACUCUCAGGGUCUCAAUAGAUAUUAAGAUAAUAUUAGGCCUUGUUUUCUUACAACAAGCUUUGACCCGGGUUGAGCGAGACAGAUUGCAUGGAGGCCGUCCGUAAGCUGACACAAUAACAAACAGCCACGCCUGCGUGAAAGAUUAAUUUCCGCAAGGAAUGUUUCUGUUUAUUCUGUUUAGCCAUAUUUUUGUUGCUUGAGACGCACCGUGAGUCAGAUUGCAGCAUCAGUAACAAGCUGCUUCCGGGGCAUUGAUACAUGCAUUGUGUACUUGCGUCUGUCACCCAGGUGGGUCGCUGCGACGCAGGUACGACCCAGCUACACGGUUUCACAGUACACAGGACUGUGACCUGGGUAGCCAGAACCUGGGUCAGGACCUGGGUAGAAGUGCCAAUGUGAAAGGGGCAUAGGGCUUCAGUGCCAGAAACCCUGGUGAUAGUCCAGUGUGUUCAUAUAACCAGCCUCUGAAGCACAGUUAAAUACCAGCUGUGUACUCUGAGUCAUAAAGAAAAAAAGGUGCAAGAAAAAACAUUUCAAAGGGGAAAAAUAGUCAUUUUCUGAUUUCAGUUUGUGGGUUGUCCAGACAUUGCAGCGUGUCUGAAUUUGUAAAGGGAUGGAGUACUCAAGACUCCCUUAAGAACAAAAAAAAAAAAAAAAAAAAAAAACCACACUUGCCUCAGUCAGGUGUUAAUUGACAUUCUCCCUGCAUCCUUUCUUCCUUACAAGUUGAUAUCUGGGGUUUUCUUUUUAUCAUUUUAUUUAUAUGUAAACAUAAGAGACGAAAAAAAACAAAACAUUAUGCUCAUAAAAAAUGAACGUGUUUGUCACAUCGCCCUCACCGCAUGGUAUGUUUGAUUUGAGUUACCAGAAGUUACACAAGUAAACUUUUGUUCUUUGGCUGAAAGAAAAUGUAUUCACUUGAAGACUGGACUCAGGGGCGGUCUAUGUGACUCGGCCUCCUGCAGCGCAAAGAACGAACUCUGACUUGAACAAGACGUGUUUUUUUUUUUUUUUUUAAGUAAGCCGACGUCUUAUUUUAAAUACUGUUCAAUUACUCGCGUUGCGUAAUUAGAGUGCAAGUUUUAUAGUUUGAUUCAAUCCCUGCGCAUUACUUUUUUUGCUCAGAUUCUGCCUCCGUUGCCUGGAGACCUGCUUAAGCAGCCAUGGAGAGUAAGCUGCAGCUUGUAACUCUUUUCUUACUGCAGCUUCUCGUAAUUAGAGACGGUUUGAGUUUUGGCAUCAGAAAUGACCACCUGGGCAAAUGCAUCCAGCUGAUCCCGGGGAAGGGCAGGGUGGCCUUGGCUGAGUGCAACCCUGAGUCUGAGCUGCAGAAAUGGGACUGGCAAGCCAGCUCACAGUCACUGAUCAGUCUGAAGACCAAGGAGUGCCUGACUGCCGCCAGAGCCAAGGAGCACGAGAUGGUCAGGCUCCAAGUCUGCAGGGAGGGGGAGAACCAGGGCUGGAGCUGCUCAAAGAAGGGCCACCUUACUCUCCAGGGGCAGGGGCUGCACCUGAGCACCAAGCAGGGCUCCUCCAAGGUCUUCCUCUCCAAGGAAAGGGGCAAGACCAGCAAGUGGAGGACGAUGCACAACGGGACUAUGUGUGCGGAGGCAGCCAAGCCCCCAACCUGGAAGCAUGAGGGUCCAACAGAAAGGGUGCAGCAACCGACAUUGACCCUGCAGACAACUGCAUUUGUACCUACAAUGAAAGCUGAGACAGCAGCAACGAACCUCUCCAUGAAAGAGCCUGAUCCUACUGUCCCCAGUGUCCCGGAUGUCAGCACAGACACACAGAGAACAGAGAAGCCUUUGAUCAGCCUGGAUGAUGGGAUAAGCUGGAAGGUGGCCAUGCUAGUUCUGAGUUCCUUGGCUCUGCUUCUGGGGCUGACUAUACUGUCUCUCAACAUCCACUACAACAGAAAGAAGAAGUUGCUGUUGGUUUCAAAGCCCUACGGGGCUGGCAAUGUGCGCGGGCCAGUCGCUGGGAACCCAGAUGAGAGGGCACCCCUAACCCAGCGUCCCGCCAGGGGGGGCAGCCGCCACCCCCCUCCGUCCCGCUCCCCCUCCCUGCAGCGCGGCGAGAUCCUGAUAGAGUGGAAGGAUGGCACUGUCACCCCGCUGUUCGACAGCGUCGGCUAAAUGACAGACUGAGGGCUCAUCGAUCUACCCCCAGCACCCUUAACAGCAAACAGCAUCCCCUUUCUGAGCUUAGGGUCCUCCACCGAUAGAAGCUGCAUGCUACCUUUUAUAGUAAAAGCAUAGCAAAGUGUAAUAAACAGUGGUGGGGAAAUUACUUUAAAAAAAUGUAAUCAGAUUACAGUAAUGCAUUGCAUGUCAUGUGUUAUUCUCCAACAAUGGUAGUGAAGCAUAGGGAAAGCAUGGUGAAGCAUACAGUAAGUAAGCAUUGUUAACUCCAAAGAUGUAUGGUAAAGCAUUAAAAAACAAACAUGACAAGCCAUUUUAUACUCUGUUAAUGAAUAGUAUAACCAUGGAAAAAGCAUGGGAAAUUACUGUGGUGAACUCUGGUAAGAGUUGUACUGACUUCCAGUUCAAAGAGGAAAUGCUACACAUGCUCCCGCUGAUGUUGCAGACACUGAGAUUUGACUGUGUUUUCUAAUUUGGGAUUGCCAGCGUGUCUCAUGCCCGUGUGCAUCAUGACACUGUCUGCAGCGUGUCUCUCAUGCCCGUGUGCAUCAUGACACUGUCUGCAGCGUGUCUCUCAUGCCUGUGUGCAUCAUGACACUGUCUGCAGCGUGUCUCUCAUGCCUGUGUGCAUCAUGACACUGUCUGCAGCGUGUCUCUCAUGCCCGUGUGCAUCAUGACACUGUCUGCAGCGUGUCUCUCAUGCCCGUGUGCUUCAUGACACUGUCGGCAGCGUGUCUCUCAUGCCCAUGUGCAUCAUGACACUGUCUGCAGCGUGUCUCUCAUGCCCGUGUGCAUCAUGACACUGUCUGCAGCGUGUCUUUCAUGCCUGUGUGCAUCAUGACACUGUCUGCAGCGUGUCUCUCAUGCCCGUGUGCAUCAUGACACUGUCUGCAGCGUGUCUCUCAUGCCUGUGUGCAUCAUGACACUGUCUGCAGCGUGUCUCUCAUGCCCGUAUGCAUCAUGACACUGUCUGCAGCGUGUCUCUCAUGCCCGUGUGCAUCAUGACACUGUCUGCAGUGUGUCUCUCAUGCCCGUGUGCAUCAUGACACUGUCUGCAGCGUGUCUCUCAUGCCUGUGUGCAUCAUGACACUGCAGCGUGUCUCUCAUGCCCGUGUGCAUCAUGACACUGUCUGCAGCGUGUCUCUCAUGCCCGUGUGCAUCAUGACACUGUCUGCAGUAUGUCUCUCAUGCCCGUGUGCAUCAUGACACUGUCUGCAGAGCGUCUCUCAUGCCUGUGUGCAUCAUGACACUGUCUGCAGCGCGUCUCUCAUGCCUGUGUGCAUCAUGACACUGUCUGCAGUGUGUCUCUCAUGCCCGUGUGCAUCAUGACACUGUCUGCAGCGUGUCUCUCAUGCCCGUGUGCAUCAUGACACUGUCUGCAGUAUGUCUCUCAUGCCCGUGUGCAUCAUGACACUGUCUGCAGAGCGUCUCUCAUGCCCGUGUGCAUCAUGACACUGUCUGCAGCGUGUCUCUCAUGCCUGUGUGCAUCAUGACACUGUCUGCAGAGCGUCUCUCAUGCCCGUGUGCAUCAUGACACUGUCUGCAGCGCGUCUCUCAUGCCUGUGUGCAUCAUGACACUGUCUGCAGCGCGUCUCUCAUGCCUGUGUGCAUCAUGACACUGUCUGCAGUGUGUCUCUCAUGCCUGUGUGCAUCAUGACACUGUCUGCAGCGUGUCUCUCAUGCCUGUGUGCAUCAUGACACUGCAGCGUGUCUCUCAUGCCCGUGUGCAUCAUGACACUGUCUGCAGCGUGUCUCUCAUUCCUGUGUGCAUCAUGACACUGUCUGCAGCGUGUCUCUCAUGCCUGUGUGCAUCAUGACACUGCAGCGUGUCUCUCAUGCCCGUGUGCAUCAUGACACUGUCUGCAGCGUGUCUGUUUGUAAAGCAGCUUUAGUUUAAUGCAGUGUAAAGACAUUAGAGCAGUGCAGAGCAGGGUGACAGGUGCUACAGUUAUAGUGCACCUGCACAACGCAGAAAAAGGGUGCCUUUGCGUGUGUUUCAAACCUUGUGUUUGUCACUUUUCAAAAAGUAGGAGUUAAAGGCUGAAGUAAAUAUGGAGAAAAUUCAGAUGACCUUUUACUCAAAAGCAUUUUAAGACUAACAUGUUUUUGUUUCUCAUUCAGAUCAAGAAUAAAAACUUUAGAAUACAAAUCUUUGUGAAUUUCCCCCAUUGUGUCUUGGUAUCCACAUGCUAACUGUUACUAUCUGUGCUCUGUUUCAUCAUUAACAGCGCUGUAAGAAGCAACAGUACUGGUUCACAACCUCCAAAUAAAAACUACUUACCAGUGA
Molecule: messenger RNA, 4562 nt
Organism: Acipenser ruthenus (sterlet)
Lineage: Eukaryota; Metazoa; Chordata; Actinopteri; Acipenseriformes; Acipenseridae
Exons: 5
Coding region: 1295-2269 (324 amino acids)
Source: RefSeq, a predicted model, not a curated record